GAACGAAAGAAAGACCAGUCUUCCCUUCUCUACUCUCUCUCUGUAACCUAUUCUAUUCUGUUCUACCCUAUUCCUCUUUAAUCUCUCUCUUCACAAACCUAUAGCCAUGACUGGUGAUGCUUUUCUUCUUCACCCAACCCCAACCAUCACCUCCAAUUCCAAUUCCACUAACCCCAAGAAACCCAAAGACAAAAAGAAGAAGAAGAAGAAGCGUGGUGGCAGCAAGAAGAAGAUGACUGCUGAGCAGAGUCUCGCUUUCAAAUCUGUAACUGAAUGGGUGUAUUUGGACCAACACCUCAACACUAACAAUUCCUCCUCUGCUUCUUCUUUUAUUGUCGAUGAUUUUGGUGUACAAAAGAGUCUUGGAAGAGGAGUGGAGAAAGUGAUGUUUGAAUUGCAUUCACAUUCCAAGUUUAGUGAUGGAUUCUUGUCGCCUUCCAAGCUUGUUGAGAGAGCUCAUGGCAAUGGGGUGAAAGUUCUAGCUCUGACAGAUCAUGACACACUGUCUGGUAUACCUGAGGCCAUUGAAGCAGCUCGCCGUUUCGGGAUAAAGAUUAUCCCAGGCGUUGAAAUCAGCACAAUUUUCUCUCCAAGCAGGGGCUCUGAGUCGGAGGAGCCAGUUCAUAUCCUUGCGUAUUACAGCAGCUGUGGGCCAGCAAGGUAUGAAGAAUUGGAAAGAUUGCUCGCUAACAUAAGGGAUGGUCGUUACAUACGUGCAAAGGACAUGGUCUUGAAACUAAAUAAACUGAAGUUGCCUCUUAAGUGGGAGCAUGUGGCCAAAAUUGCAGGCACGGGAGUUGCUCCUGGAAGGCUGCAUGUGGCCCGAGCUAUGGUUGAAGCAGGUUAUGUAGAAAAUCUGAAACAGGCUUUUGCAAGAUAUCUGUAUGAUGGUGGACCAGCAUAUUCCACAGGAAGUGAACCUCUUGCAGAGGAAGCAGUGCAGUUGAUAAUUAAAACAGGCGGGCUAGCAGUGUUGGCUCAUCCAUGGGCAUUGAAGAAUCCUGUUGCUGUCACUAGAAGGUUGAAAGAUGCUGGCCUUCAUGGGAUGGAGGUUUACAGAAGUGAUGGAAAACUAGCAGCAUAUAGUGAUUUAGCGGAUGCUCAUGGUCUUUUGAAGCUUGGGGGUUCAGAUUAUCAUGGAAGAGGUGGGCAUGGUGAGUCUGAACUAGGAAGUGUGAACCUUCCGGUGUUGGUCUUAAAUGACUUUCUUAAGGUAGCUCGGCCAAUCUGGUGUGCUGCCAUUAAAGAGGUUCUUAAAAGGUACGCAGACGAACCAUCCGAGUUGAAUCUGUCCAGCAUCACAAGAUUUGGUAGGGCUAGGAUUUUCAAAGGAAGUCAUCCUUUGAGUUGUGGCAAAGACUUGAUUGACCACUACUUAUCAUUGUGGCUAACCAAAGAAGAGAGUCAGAAUGCUGAAUUUGAGGCUAUGAAAUUGAAACUUUCCCAUGUUUCAAUUAAUCAAGGUGGGAUAAAUGUUCCUAUAGAGACUAAAUAAUUCUAACUGCAAUUGACAUGAUUGUACCAAUUUUUUAAGGCAAGGAUGAUAUUAUUGAAUUUUAUCAUAUUUAUAUUUCAUCAUUAGGGAACAUUAAUGUUGUUAUAAAUUUCUAA
Messenger RNA from Pistacia vera, 1611 nucleotides. Its product is annotated as 3',5'-nucleoside bisphosphate phosphatase. Gene Ontology annotation, molecular function: 5'-3' DNA exonuclease activity; 5'-3' RNA exonuclease activity. The transcript has 5 exons. Bases 107 to 1495 code for a protein of 462 amino acids. The record is from RefSeq and is a predicted model, not a curated record. NCBI's taxonomy places the organism in Eukaryota, Viridiplantae, Streptophyta, Magnoliopsida, Sapindales, Anacardiaceae.